Messenger RNA from Tripterygium wilfordii, 1368 nucleotides. Its product is annotated as exosome component 10-like. The transcript has 10 exons. The record is from RefSeq and is a predicted model, not a curated record. NCBI's taxonomy places the organism in Eukaryota, Viridiplantae, Streptophyta, Magnoliopsida, Celastrales, Celastraceae. Gene Ontology annotation, biological process: nucleobase-containing compound metabolic process. Bases 116 to 1135 code for a protein of 339 amino acids. Gene Ontology annotation, molecular function: RNA binding; 3'-5' exonuclease activity.
UAGGCAGAAGCAAUUUUUGCUGAACUUAUAUUAAAAUCCAUGUUAAUGGAUAUUUAGUGGUUAGGUGUGCUGAUUUUUUAUUUUGAUUUUGAUCUGCGUGGGGCUGUAUGAUCACAUGACAUCGCCUCCUUCACAGCGGACGGAGAUUCCUCUCCUUUCGGUUCCAGAUGGCAAGCCCCUUGAUCAGGAGCCAAGCUUAUCGCUGGUUCCAGUCCAUGUUGUCACUGAUGCUUCUGAACUUCCAGUUGAAUUUCUCAAUCCCUCUUCCGAGAAUCCACUGAUUAUUGGUUUUGACUGCGAGGGUGUUGAUCUAUGUCGCUAUGGAACUCUUUGUAUUAUGCAGCUUGCAUUUCCAGACGCUAUAUAUUUGGUUGAUGCUAUUGAGGGUGGAGAGAAGCUUCUGAAAGCCUGCAAGCCUGCACUUGAAUCUACUCACAUCACCAAAGUUAUUCAUGAUUGCAAACGGGAUAGUGAGGCAUUGUACUUCCAAUUUGGCAUCAAGUUGCAUAACGUUGUUGAUACCCAGAUUGCUUAUUCUCUCAUAGAGGAGCAAGAAGGACGGAAUAGAUUGCCUGAUGACAACAUAUCAUUUGUUGGCCUCCUUGCAGAUCUACGCUAUUGUGGAAUAUCUUAUGAAGAAAAGGAAGAGGUUCGCAUUCUUCUUAGACAGGACCCAAAGUUUUGGAUGUACAGACCAUUAUCAGAGUUGAUGAUUCGUGCAGCGGCAGAUGAUGUUCGCUUUCUUCUCUACAUCUAUCAGAAGAUGAUGGAGAAACUGAAUCAGCGAUCCUUGUGGUAUCUUGCACUUCGUGGUGCUCUUUAUUGUCGUUGUUUCUGUAUCAAUGACGUUGGUUAUGCUGAUUGGCCAUCUCUCCCUCCUGUUCCAGAUUUUGAAGCGGCAGAAGGCAAUCCUCCCGAGGAAGAAAUCCUUUCAGAUAUUGAUGUUCCCCCUGGAAAGAUGGGACGUAUUAUUGGAAGAAGGGGAUCUUCCAUUUUGUCAAUAAAGGAAUCUUGCAAUGCGGAAAUUAUAAUGGGAGGAGCCAAGGGUCCAUCUGACAAGGUGUUUAUCAUAGGAUCAGUGAAAGAGGUCAGAAAAGCAGAAGCCAUGCUAAGGGGGAGGAUGCUGGAUAUAUGACGAGGAACCUGUUUUUAUGCUUCAGGGAUGCAAUUUUGGUCAUGACCGUUAUGACUAGCUUCCAGAUCUUAGUAUUUACUGCCUAAAAUUCUCUGGACUCCCCCCUUUAUGUUUGUACAGCAAUGGCAAAUCAACCAUUGUGUUGCUGUCUAAAUCAUUGUCUGAACCUGUAGAAGGUUUUGGUUUCAGAUAUUAAUGCUUGUUGAGCCACGGGGAUAGUUUUUGCGCAAAAA